Molecule: messenger RNA, 4124 nt
Organism: Penaeus vannamei (Pacific white shrimp)
Lineage: Eukaryota; Metazoa; Arthropoda; Malacostraca; Decapoda; Penaeidae
Source: RefSeq, a predicted model, not a curated record
UGCAAAGUGCGUUGACUUCGAAAUUUAUCGAUUUUUUCCUUUUCUUUACCAGGAUCACUAUCGACAUCCCAACCAAAUCUCCAGGAAGCUGUCAACCGCGCCCGAUCCCAGCAGCUGGAGGGGAAAACCGCGCCAGGAUUGGCUGUCUACCCGUGACGUCAUUCAUACUCAAAAUGUAUACGGGCCUUCUGUCGAGACACAGCUAAUUACGAGAUUUCUUGGAAUUACUUCAAAUCAAUAACAAUAAAUCUGGAUGAUGUGAAUUGAAAAAAAAAAAUAGAAAAGAAAAGGAAAGAAAGAUAAAGACAAUAAUUAUCCUCCCGUGAGUGCGUUGGGCGGGGCCACGCGGGGGCGGGGCUAACGCAGGAUCCCAGCAGUGACCCAAGUGAAACCGAGAGGAAAGGAUCAGUUGAGCCACGGACGUUACCGAGAGAGGAAGCAUACACUAAAUGCUCCUCGGUGUUGAUGUGAGAGAGUGCGUGGUUGCGCGCUACUUGUGAUAUGAGAGCAAGAUACAAAGUUCCUGUGUUAAGACUAAAGCCUUGUGAAAUGGCGACGAAGAUGUUUCUAAUACUGACAGUGAUGUCGUUCGCACAGUUAUGUGUGGGAUUCGAAUAUUCGGAUUUGAUGGCGAUGAAUGCCACGUGUCCAAAUAAGGACUCGUGUAAAAGUGAAAAGGGACCUCGCAUGAGUGACCAAGAAGACUGGAAAAAAAGAAACUGCUUUUGUGAUAACCUUUGCGCGGAAUACGGAGACUGCUGCCUUGACGCCAAGGCCUACAAAGCCGAGGAACAGGCUGAAAAGAGAGAGAACUUCGAGUGUGUGAAGCUGAAGCAGUUUGGCGAACACUACAUGCAGGGGCGGUGCAUGGCUGGCUGGGAGGACCUGGAGUUGGCGCUGCUGUGCUCCAGCGGGUCGCCGGAUUCCCAAUCUGAUCGGCGGGACCCCUUGGCCGAUCUCCCGGUCACGAGCCUCGACUCCGCCGUCACCUACACCAACUACUACUGCGCCGUCUGCAACAACGACUCCAGGUCUCUCGAGAUCUGGAAGCCGCGCCUGGAGUGCCCGACGCUGACGAGCUACAACGCCCGCUUCAGGAACCUCACGAUGGAGUACAUCUUCUCCAAGCUCCUCUACAACGACCAAGACUGGGGCAUCUACCUCGACGACAACGGGGUCGAGGUAUUCCAUACUUGCAGCGUGGACCCCGUCAUGCCCGAGACGGUGGCGCACAUGGUCAGGAAGUGCAAGACGAUGACCAGGGAUUGCAAGGAGGAGUGGAGGGACACGGAGGUCGAGGCUCUCUGCCAUUCCUACACAGCCGUCGUGUACAACUUCGACAGGCCCUACAGGAACACCCACUGCGCCCAGUGCAACGACGUGCCCACGGAGGCGAUGCAGUGCUACAACGGCGUCUUCACCAGGUUCUACUUCCGAGACGACUUCAACCCGAGUUCCUUCUCCCUCCUGUUCGACUUCGUGGACAACAGCGGGAGCAAUGUCGUCGGGUCUUCGUCCACGUGCGGGGUUGGCGAGGUGUUCGAUCCGUUCUUCAAGAAGUGUCGGAACGUCGUGUGCGGGAAGGCCAACCAGGAAUACAGGUUUGGCAGGUGUAUCGACCUUGAUGUCAGCCCUGCAUCGUCCACGGAGGAGAUCUCGUCGUCACCAUCGACAUCUACGACGACGACAGUGCCAACUACGUCCGAUGCUGCUACGACAAACCCCGUCGUUGAGUCGGAGGCGAAGGAUUCUAGUGAUGCUGUUGAUGCCAAGGAGGAAAACCGGCGUCUGGAGGAGAUGACCGAAGACGCCGCCGUAAGGGUAGAGGAGCCUGCAGCCAGCGACCCCUCGAUCACUACAACCGACAAGCCCUUGGAGCCCACUACGACAGCCGCAAGCCCUCCUGAAGUGCCUGUCUCACCCUCAGACACCACGACAGAACAAGCCCAAACACUGUCCUGCGAGAGGUUCCUCCUACCAAGCGAGGAGUACACGAUGGGUGCCAACGGGACAGUCGUGGUAGAGAAGUACCAGCGGACGUACCAAGCUCACGAGUACGAAAGACGUGAAGGAGGAAUCCUUGUGUGUAUCAUUCAGCCUGAAGCGGACAAGUUCUCGAGUCUGAUGGGCUGGAUGUCCCUAGCAGGCCUGGGUUUGUCGUGUGUGUGUCUCCUGCUUCACCUCGGCGCCUUCCUGCUGGUGCCUGACUUGAGAAAUCUUUCUGGGAAGAAUUUAGCCUCGUUGUGCAUAGUGCUACUGGCUGCUUAUACUACGUUCAUCCUGAGUGUGUUCGGCGAGCCUGGCAAACGAGAGUGUUUCAUCCUCGCGGCUGCCAUGUAUUACUUCUUCCUUUCCUCCUUCUGCUGGAUGAGCGUCAUGGCAUUCGACAUCUGGAGGACGCUCAGGAUGGCCACGUCGGAGCUGCGUGUGAGUGUGGGCGGACAGUGGCGCAAGUUCGUCGCCUAUUCCCUGUACGGAUGGGUGCUUCCUGCCGCCGCCCUCGUCGCUCUGGUCGUCCUGGAUCUCGUCCGGCCGGAGGGCAUGCCGUCUCACUACUUCCCCACCUUGGGCGAGCGUUGGUGCUGGUUCGGGCAGAGGAAGGCUCUGCUGGUGUUCUUCGCGGCGCCGCUGGCAACCAUAAUGCUCAUCAACAUCAUUCUCUUCAUCUUCUCGGCCAGGAUCAUCGCUGAGACGACCCAGUCCACGGCCAAGAUGACCUCCUGUAACCCCCAUCAGAACCAGUUCAAGUUGUACAUGAGGCUGGCACUCCUGAUGGGCCUCACGUGGAUCAGCGGCAUCGUGGCGGGGUACCUCCAGAUGGAGCCCAUCUGGUACAUCUUCGUCCUGCUCAACACCCUGCAAGGCGUCUUCAUCUUCCUGGCCUUCACCUGCACGCGUAAGGUGUGGCGCGUCGUCGGCGGCGGAUGUUGGAGGAGGGUCGUCCUCGCUCGACGAGGGGUGUCGUGGGUGGGUCGCAGCCCGUCCUCCAGCAGGCAGGGCCUCGAAUCUCGGGACUCGAACGACUCGCAGUUAUCUCACGCCUCCCACUCCUCCGUCACGCACCUGACGUCGAACUCGCGGACCUCCGUGGACGCCUUCUAAGCCCUCCUCUCCUCCGAACUGUCCUCUCAGGUGCAGGAGGCAAGGAUGGAAGUCCUUCAAUAAGCUUUACCAAAAGUCAACGCGGCGUGGAAGCCAGUGCAUAUACCUACGCUCCCAAUUACACGCACAAAACCUCCCCCAGGUCACGACUCAGGAGAUACUCUCCCCCACCGACUACUCAUCAAUCCUAAAGUUUCCUGCUGAGGGUGAGGGAUUGAAGGAUAUCUCAUCCUUCGUCGCCCCCCCCCCCAUCCCUUCGACGGCGGCCAACGCAGUCUCGUGGAGCCUCCAGUGAUGAAUUCCAUGAUACUCCUAAUAUUAUCUCUGUCCCUCGGUUGACCUGUGUACCGUAGUGUCCAUUACUUUGUCGAACUCGAAGUCACAUCAGUGUUUCAGUUGUUUUACCUGAAUCGAGAUUUUCUGUGUAUAUGCAUGAGUGUUCCUCCCGUCUACGUCAUCCUAUGUAAGAAGAUAUUUUAUGUGUUCUCAUGCUAGUCGUGUGUUUCCCUUUUAGUUUUGUAAGGAUUAACUAGCAGAAGACUGCCCCCCUCUAAAUAAUACUAUGUACAGUAUUGGUGUUUCAGCCUUCAUUAGUCGAUAUACUCAUAUAUUUUGUAUGUGGGGAAUGUGAAUGUAAAAGUUCUUUUCAUUCUAUAAAGAAUAUGAUUAAGUGAUGUUCAUGUCAACUGUGCUAGAUUCUUAAUAUACUCAGUCACUAUUUUUGUACAGUGUAUCCGUUUUAAUGAUUUUGUCACUGAAUGUAUUUUUAGUAAUAUAUUUGCAACUGAUUUUUGUAAAUGAGUUGGCAGUGGUAUACAUCUUUAAUGAUGUACGUGUAUGUAUAAUACUCAACACAUGAAUAUACAACUUUUUUUUCCAAAUGUAAAAGCAUGUUUUUGUAAUCGUAUUAAAUGUUUGUAUGGUGUGAACAGGACCAAUUUAUGCAUUAUAACUACUUUGGGUCAUAUUUUGUUGUACAUAUUGUAUAUAUCGCGUAUUAUAUAUUUACAAUACAAUAAAAA